CACCCUCCGGGUCUACCAUCUGUCCACAUACACUGUCUGGGCUCCUCCUCCCACUGACACUCCGUAGUAUGUAGGUCUCCAGCUUCUUCCCUGGCCUCACAUCUCCCAGGGGAGGUAGAAGACCAGUUUAGGCGAAAUGGCUGGUAGGAUUUUAGUGGAAGUGAGAGCCAGGCCUGUAGCUAUGUGGUGCACUGUGUGGUUGGAUUGAAAAAACCAUGGCCUCUGGGAGCGGAGCCAGCCAUCUGUCUGGCAGAUGAUUUGAGAUUUGAGAGCUGCAGGUUCAGAUGGGAGGUGACAGCUGGGCUGGGUCCUGGUGGUGAUAAAGGAGAGGGAGAGACCCAGGGCAUCUGACAGGACCUGGCAGGGAUGUGAGAGAAUGAGCGAGGAGGAGGCACCCAUGGAAAACGGGCUUGACUGACUACAGAAAACUAAACUGUGUGCCGCUGGUGUUACCCCACCCUGCCCGCUCUUCCUGGACAGUCUUCGGUUACCUCCAUGUGUCUAGAACCCCAGAUAUCUCCCAACAGCCCUGUGGAGUAUUCCAUUCUUCACAAACAAGCAAACCUCCAGCUUGCCACUACCACUGUAGUCAAGGUGGUUGCCACAGCAGUUGAUAUCAGUGCUCUAGUCCCCGAGGAGCCCGUCACCCUCCAGCCUGCCUACAGCUCGGCUUUACCACUUAGAAGGCAGUUGGACACACACUCCUGCGUCCCCUGUUCAGAGAACUGGGUGGGGCCAGAAAGGCUGGAAAGGGAGGCGGGCCUUCAGGUGGCCUCUUCUCUUGGCAUCCCAGGCUCCAGCCCACUUGAUUCCCUGACGUUGGUGGUAGUGGUGGCAGUGGCAACAGCCGUAGCACUUGGGCCAUGGCAGAGGACGGGCCGCAGAAGCAACAGCUCGACAUGCCACUGGUUCUGGACCAGGACCUGACCAAGCAGAUGCGGCUCCGAGUAGAGAGCCUGAAACAGCGUGGAGAGAAGAAGCAGGAUGGCGAGAAGCUGCUCCGGCCGGCUGAGUCCGUCUACCGCCUUGAUUUCAUCCAGCAGCAGAAGCUGCAGUUCGAUCACUGGAACGUGGUUCUGGACAAGCCGGGCAAGGUCACCAUCACGGGCACCUCGCAGAACUGGACACCCGACCUCACCAACCUCAUGACGCGCCAGCUGCUGGACCCUGCCGCCAUCUUCUGGCGCAAGGAAGACUCCGAUGCCAUGGAUUGGAAUGAGGCAGAUGCCCUGGAGUUUGGGGAGCGCCUUUCUGACCUGGCCAAGAUCCGCAAGGUCAUGUAUUUCCUCAUCACCUUUGGCGAGGGCGUGGAGCCUGGCAACCUAAAGGCCUCUGUGGUGUUUAACCAGCUCUGAUGACAGCCCUGGCUGUCCUGCCCCUGGCCCUAACUCUCCCUUGCCUGGACUUCCUUCCUCAUAUGUAUUUUGGGGACAUUCUUCUAGCUGCUCCUUCUGUGCUCAUCUUGGUCAGAAGCCCCCUGAGGCUACAUCCCCUCCUUUUCCAUGGUACCAGUGCUGCAGCUCACAGUGAUGCCCCAUGGCUCCAUAGUCUAGAAGCUGGAUGCUACUACUAUAGACAGUAGACGCCUUUUGGGUCCAUGUGGGAAGAUGGAUGGGCCUCUUGGCCACCUGCCAUCUCUGCUUUAUUGUGUUGAAGAACGGAACUGAGAGAUAGACUGACCAAGAGAUGCAAACAGCCAGCACUGAUUCCUCCCUUCAGGGACGGGAGACUGAGGCUGGACAGGAACACCUUCCGGGGAACCUGGCGAGAAAGCAUUUGUCCCUGCUGUCCAAAGCUGGAGCCAGGAGGUGAAUGCAGCAGGAACGUGCUCCCCCCAGUGUCAGCACAGCCCACUGUGACCUUAGGGCCUUCAAGA
This is a messenger RNA of Mastomys coucha (southern multimammate mouse), 1876 nucleotides long. It is a transcript of the gene Omp, whose product is annotated as olfactory marker protein. Gene Ontology annotation, cellular component: axon; nucleus; neuronal cell body. Gene Ontology annotation, biological process: sensory perception of smell; signal transduction. The coding region runs from base 864 to 1355 and encodes 163 amino acids. The transcript has a single exon. The record is from RefSeq and is a predicted model, not a curated record. Lineage: Eukaryota; Metazoa; Chordata; Mammalia; Rodentia; Muridae.